AUGGAGCCGACAGUGCUUUACGCAGUUAUUGCAGUGGUCAUUAUAACGGCAAUCGUUGUGCCGAUUCUUUGUGUGCUGUUGUACGUUUUCGGAUUUUACAUGUACAUUUCAAGUUACUUUGAAGAUACAGAAAAGAAGCAUCAAAAGCACCAACACGACAAAAAGUAUCGUCAGCCAGAAGCAGUAGUUGUUCAUGAAAAGAAGCAUAGGAGAGCGAAGAAAACAGAACCGAAACGUUCAAGGACGACUCCAGCUCAUGCAGAUCAUAAACCUGAAAAGAGCUCCAAACGCAAAGACGAACGACCUUCUGAAGAAUCAACAAAAUCGUACAAGACUGGAGGUUAUCAACGCGAUCGCGCGGAAGGGGACAGCGGUUCAGAAUCGGAUCGCACCAGCCCAAAACGUACAGGCCCGGGUGGUGACGAUAGCGGAGAGGAACAUUCAAGAAAGAAACGAACCACAAAUCAAGAAUCAUCCAGACGUCGUCAUCGCAGUGCGAAGAAUGACGGAGAUUCAGAAUGA
Messenger RNA from Anisakis simplex (herring worm), 522 nucleotides. NCBI's taxonomy places the organism in Eukaryota, Metazoa, Nematoda, Chromadorea, Rhabditida, Anisakidae. The record is from the annotation of a GenBank genome assembly.